Entelurus aequoreus (snake pipefish) is the source of this 3718-nucleotide messenger RNA. It is a transcript of the gene sytl2a, whose product is annotated as synaptotagmin-like 2a. Bases 168 to 3431 code for a protein of 1087 amino acids. The transcript has 18 exons. Gene Ontology annotation, cellular component: plasma membrane; exocytic vesicle. The record is from RefSeq and is a predicted model, not a curated record. Gene Ontology annotation, biological process: exocytosis; intracellular protein transport. Lineage: Eukaryota; Metazoa; Chordata; Actinopteri; Syngnathiformes; Syngnathidae. Gene Ontology annotation, molecular function: neurexin family protein binding; small GTPase binding.
AACCAGCUCUCAGGAAGAAGUACACCGCCUCCCAAGUGCCCUGUGACAGCAAACUCCAUCGCAGCCCAACUCCUGAAAAAUGGCCGCUUCCCAGACGCAGACAAAGAGUUUGCCCGCUCAACAUCCCACGAGGAGAGGAUGAGGUUCCAGGUGAUGAAACAAUCAACAUGAUCGACCUGAGUUUUCUCACAGAGGGCGAACAGGAGACUAUCCUGACUGUGUUAAAAAGAGAUGCAGAGCUGAAGAAAGCCGAGGAGCAGCGUGUACAAAACUUAAAGAAGACAUUGAGAGGCAAGAGCCAUCUCAGGUAUUUGACUGGAGAAUGGUUUUACGAGACGAAACUGCACCGCCAUCAGGAUCGCAUCCAUGCCGCCGAUAUUAUCAGAGCCUCCAUGAAGCACACAAGUAAACCACUUUAUAAAUUGAGCGACAGUUUUUUCCGUGUAAAGAACAAUGAAGAGUUUCUUCAACCUCUUCUUGCUGAUGGUCAUUGGGAGCCACACAGACAAAUUGGCCAUGCAAGGUUUCAAAGCCAGAAUCCUCUUGAAAAGCGACAUAGAAAAUCAUCAUUACAACCACCCUCAAAGAAAAGGGACAACCCAUUUAACUGUGAGCUCCUCACCCCUCACACUCUUGAAGAAACCAGCUGCAAUUUUGAGGAAGAAACUGAUGAAAUCAAAACAUCACACGAUGAUCUCACCAAGAAUAGUGAACAGGGUGAUUACCUAACCUUAUCAGUGCCCACACUUUCAUCUGCACCUCAGCAAGACAAUUCUAUCGACUUAGCCUUUGAAGAGGCUCAUCAUUCUCAGGUCACAGACUGGCCAGAAGAGAAUGUUCUUCAACCAAGCACCAUCAAUUAUGUCAAGUCGAAUGGAGAAAUCAAGCCAGUGGCAAACAGUGUUUUACCAAAGCCUCGACAGUUGCUCAUUAGAAGUGCUGAGGAAAAUAAUGCAGAAAGACUGCAGGAUUUGGUGACGACGCCUCAAAUAAAUCUACCCGUUAAUACUUUUAGGCUACAAGUUGAAACAGCACAAUCUAUUAUGGAAACAUUUAUAGCUGUCAAAGAACAAGCUGAAAUUCUCAAGAUGAAAGAGACCGCGACACUACAAUUUACGGGAGAGAAGCUCAAAGACAUUAUUAGCACAGGUGAUUCAGGACAUCACCAAAACAACGUGGAGGAAAAGCCUGUUGAGGCCUCAUGGAAGAUAAAUAAUAGCACCUGCAAAAGAAUAUCAAUGGAACAGCAUGUAAAUGAAGACCGUACCAUGACAGUAUUAGAAGUUCAACACAGUCCUCAGAAUGCUCAGAUAUACACCAUCAAGAGAAGCAAAAUGGAAAUAUUGGUCGAGAAAACUGCCCCAAACCCUGUAGAAAAUGUGGUUUCCUCCUCACAGAUCGAAUCUGGCAUCACAGUAGAUUUGGUCACAGGACAAGCAUUUCCCAUUCGUCUCUGCAAAAUCCAAGCUCCAAAAGCAAAAGAAGUCAGGAGUAGUUCAACUAAAACUUGUCACCCUAGAGUCCUACAAAGAAAACUGCCCUCUCCGAAUGUAUCAAGUUUGGAAGGCUCUCCCUUGAGGACGUUUGCAAUAGACAUUGACCCACAAACUAAAGUUGAUUAUAAUGAGCAACCUAAAAAUCCAGUGCCAAGACAGAAGAAAAAUGUUUGCAGGAUACAGCAGACGUUCCAGAAGGAUCCCAAACUUACUGUGGAAAACUGUUUUUCUCCUUUACAAAUAGUAAAGCCAGUUACUGAAGAGGCUAACUCUCGGAAUGAAAGGUCUCAUCAAAGAGGUGUAAGUUACUUUAAUAAUUUAGAGCAAUUAAUAGAUUCACAAAGUCUUGCCAGGUCUGCUAUCCCUCAGGAUUAUCAAUACUACCUUGGGCCCCAUGAGAAAGCCCAUAUCCCACCUUUUCAAAGUGAUGAAGUUGCUCGAGAGUCUAAGAUAAUCACUGUGGGAUACCAAGAGGACAAAGGAGACAAUCCAAUUCACUCAGGCAUUCGGAUUAUUCAAAGUAAAGAUAAAACAUGCAACCAGCAAAUGUUAACCAGGUUCAGGUCUCUGUCUCUGGAAAGUUUAAGAGGUUCUGGUGAUGAAUGUCAUCUAAUUAACUUCUGCAAUCUGAAAAAAUCUCCAAGAUUCAUGUCAUCAACAAAGAGCCUGAGGGACCUAUAUCAAAAAAGCAGAGAAGAAAAGAGCAACAGCAACUCAAGAGAAGAAAUUAAUCAAAGUGUGAAUGAUGUUUCCUCUUUUUCACCAUCAAUCUCUUCAAUCAAACAAAAUCAAAUCAGAUCAACGUGGGUCCAAACCAGUCUGUCAUUGCCUGUCCUUCAGCAGAACGAGGCAGAUAGUGACAGCCUUUUGGAGACCUCAUUUGACAGUAGAAGAAACACAGGAAGCUCCGCAUCAAACAUUAGUUUCUCCUCAGGGAUGGAUUCCAUGCCAAAUGUCAGUGACAGCACCAGGAGUAUAUGCACUGUAGAUUUUAGUGGAGUUGAAGUCCAAGGAAGCAUACACUAUGCUGUGAACUACAUUCAAAGACUUCAAGAAUUCCACAUAUUUGUAGUGCUCUGCAAAGACCUGGCUGCGGCUGACACCAAGAGGCACUCUGCUGAUCCGUAUGUCAAAUGUUACCUUCUCCCUGACAAAAUAAAGCUGGGAAAGAGAAAAACUAAAGUUAAAAAGCACACCCUAAACCCAACCUUCAAUGAAAUCCUUAAGUUUAAAACCAAAUUGGAGCUGUUGAAAACUCAGAGGCUUUACGUUUCUGUGUGGCACAACAACACCUUUGGUAGGAACACCUUCUUAGGUGAAGUGGACCAGGAUAUGUCAGGAUGGGACUUAAGCAACACACAAAUACAUGAAUAUACAUUAAAAUCCAGGGUGUCAGGACAGACCUCAAUACCUUCCUUUUUAAGUUUGCCAGACAGCAGAGGACUGAUGAGAGUAUCAUUGAGGUUCCUACUACAAACAUCUCACAGUAAAAAAACAUCUACAAUUGAAACCGGUAAGGUGCAAAUUUGGGUGAAAGAUUGUAAGAAUCUAACUUCAAAGAGAGGACCUACAAUGGAUCCAUUUGUCAAAUGCACUGUACUUCCUGAUGUAAGUGGCAAAAGCCAACAAAAGAGCCGUGUGGUGAAGAGAACAGUCAACCCUAUGUUUAACCACACUAUGACGUAUGACGGUUUACGACCAGAUGACCUCGGGGAAGCCUGUGUGGAGAUUACAGUGUGGAAUCACGACCGGCGAAACCCUCACUGCAUUGGUGGUAUCAGACUUGGACUUGGAACAGGGAAGAGUUAUGGAAUUGAUGUGGUUUGGAUGGACUCCACGAUGGGAGAAGCUAGAUUGUGGAAGAAGAUGUUGGAGUCUGGUGGUCAAUGGGUGGAAGAUAUUUUACCACUGCGAAUGCUUGUGACCACGAAAUAAUGCUCAGAAUUAUCAUCGCGACAGAAUGUUUUGAUAACCGCAAAUAAUAUCACAAUUUUAAUGGUCCAUUACACACCAUAUGAUAAAUAUGUUAAUUGUUUUGUUUUUCAUGUCCUUGCCGAUGCUUGAUAUACGUAAGUAUGCAAAUGUAUGUUAUUGAGAAGGGGUAAGAUUAAAUCAACUCUGCUUCUUCCGACAGGAUUACUAUUAAGAAGUGUUGAAUUUUGUAAAUGUAACCAUGUGAUAUUCCUUUAUGUAACUUUUUAAGCAUGACUAAAACAAAUAAA